AGCGCGUUCCGCUUGGAAAUAGCUCCGUUGAUAAACUCGCCAGAAGGACCAGGGAGAAAAUAAACUCCAAGAUGCAGGAAAUCCCAUGACUUUGCCAGCGAGCAGAUGUGUUUGGAUCAUUCUCAGUGCGUUUGGAGAAAUAUUUCAUCCGGCUGAAGAUUCUGUCGUACCGGGGAAAAGAGCAUCUUGCCAUUUCGUUCUGACCUGCCGUAGUCCAGGUUUGGCCGUUUUCUCCAAAGUAGGAGGAUGCGCUCUCCGUCUGGCCUCUCUUUCCGGGACUUAAAAGGGGUCAGGGGUAUUUUAGCCUCCUUUUGCACUUAGCGGCGAGGCUGCCGAAGCGCUUAGAUUAAGCCGCGUUUGAUCCUGGUCAGGAUUUGGGCAGAGCGGCAAGGAAGGCGCUGUGGUCAGUAGCCUCGCCAGCCGAGCAGGUAGGAUGAAGAAACGGUUCAGGAUUAAGCUGAUCAGUGGCGGUUCUAUUGUAAGCGCCGAGGCAGUAUGGGAUCACGUCACCAUGGCCAACCGGGAGUUGGCGUUUAAAGCAGGAGACGUCAUCAAGGUCCUGGAUGCCUCCAACAAGGACUGGUGGUGGGGACAGAUCGACGACGAGGAGGGAUGGUUCCCCGCCAGCUUCGUAAGACUAUGGGUCAACCAAGAAGAUGGAGUUGAGGAAGGCCCGAGCGAAGUUCAGAAUGGGCACUUGGACCCCAGCGCUGCAGACUGCCUUUGCCUGGGCAGGACCCUCCAGAACCGGGACCAGAUGAGAGCUAACGUCAUCAACGAAAUCAUGAGCACCGAGCGCCACUAUAUCAAGCAUCUGAAGGACAUUUGCGAGGGUUACUUGAAGCAAUGUCGGAAGAGGCGGGACAUGUUCAGCGAUGACCAGUUGAAGAUCAUCUUUGGCAACAUUGAGGACAUCUACCGGUUCCAGAUGGGCUUUGUGAGGGACUUGGAGAAGCAGUACAACAAUGAGGACCCGCAUCUCAGCGAAAUCGGACCGUGUUUCCUGGAGCAUCAAGAUGGCUUUUGGAUCUAUUCCGAGUACUGUAACAACCACUUGGACGCCUGCAUGGAGCUCUCCAAGCUGAUGAAAGAUGGCAGGUACCAGCACUUCUUCGAAGCGUGCCGUCUCCUGCAGCAGAUGAUUGACAUUGCCAUUGACGGGUUCCUUCUGACACCGGUGCAGAAGAUCUGCAAGUACCCCCUGCAGCUGGCAGAACUGCUCAAGUACACGGCCCAGGACCACAGUGACUACAGGUAUGUGGCUGCAGCCCUUGCCGUCAUGAGGAAUGUGACCCAGCAGAUCAACGAGAGGAAACGCAGACUGGAAAACAUCGACAAGAUUGCUCAGUGGCAGGCCUCAGUCCUGGAUUGGGAGGGGGAUGACAUCUUGGACCGCAGUUCCGAGCUGAUCUACACCGGGGAAAUGUCCUGGAUUUAUCAGCCCUACGGACGAAGCCAGCAGCGCGUGUUCUUCCUCUUUGAUCACCAGAUGGUUCUCUGCAAAAAGGAUCUGAUAAGAAGAGAUAUCCUCUACUACAAAGGGCGCAUUGACAUGGAUAGGUAUGAGUUUGUGGAUAUCGAAGACGGGAGGGAUGACGACUUCAACGUGAGCAUGAAGAACGCCUUCAAACUUCACAACAAGGAGACAGAGGAGAUGCACUUAUUUUUUGCCAAGAAGCUGGAGGAGAAACUGAGGUGGCUGAGAGCUUUCCGGGAGGAGCGGAAGAUGGUGCAAGAAGAUGAAAAGAUAGGUUUUGAGAUUUCUGAGAAUCAGAAGCGGCAAGCGGCCAUGACAGUAAGGAAAGUCAGUAAGCAAAAAGGUGUCGGCUAUUCUCGAUCUGUUCCUCCCGCUUACCCGCCACCCCAGGAUCCGCUAAAUCAGGGACAAUACUUGGUGACCGACGGCAUAGCCCCGACCCAGGUCUACGAAUUCGCCGAACCCAAACGCAGCCAGUCCCCAUUCUGGCAAAACUUCAGCAGGUUAACGCCAUUCAAAAAAUAAUAUAUAGAGUGAAGUGAAGAGUUUUAAAGAAAAAAAAGUUUUAAAAAAAUAUUAAAAAAUGAUAAAAAUUAUAUUUAUAGAUGGACCUUUUUUGGAAAAGCACUGUUGCAACUUAAAAUCAUAUAUAUAUAUACAUACAUAUAUAUAUAUAUAGUCUCUGAAGGACCAAAAAUGUUUUUGCUGUUGUUAUUUUGGGGUAAUAAUAAUCCCUGCUAUUAUGUCCCCAGAAGCACCAAGUACUUCUGAUAUGUAACCUAUUUUAUUUGGGCGCCAUUGGAGUCACCGUUUGUUGUUAUGGCUCUUGUUUUCUUUUCUUUUAUACCUUGUGUUGUGUCUUGGAGUCGUCUCCCUCCUGCCAUGAUUUCUUGUUCGCCGCACGUCCCCACCUCUGACAUGUUCCAUACGGAUGUAUAUUUCCUUUCUGAGUUUUAUUUAUGGAUUGCCUUCACUUCGAAAGGGGAUGGGAACCAGGACGGAAAAGGCGGCGCUCUUUUCCUUCCGUCUCAUUCCUCUGACCUGUCAUGGAUGCAAAACUCCAGGGAUCUCGUCCUGUUCCGCUGGGCAUGGGGUUUCAUUGAUUCCGAUGGAAUGAGCUCCGAGGAUUGGCUAGGGCGAAUGCAACACUGAAUGUGCUGAGUUCUGUUUCUUUUUCGUGCUACGUUUUUGUUCCUCCCGCAUCCCGUUCCAUUUUGCAUCCAUGCUCCCCAGCGCACUGUUCAAUGAAUAGCCUGCUCAGGUCUCCGAUGGCUCUAAUUGUUGCUAUACAGCAGUGGUUCCCAAACUUAUUUGGCCUGCCGCCCCAUUUCCAGAAUAAAAUAUGACUUAGCACCCCCUGGAAAGGGGGGCGUGGCUUAGAGGGGGUGUGGAUUAGAGGGGUGGGCGUGGCUCCUGCUCAAGAGGGCGGGGCUGAGCCUCUCCCCUAGUCCAAGAGGCAGGGCUGGGAGGGGGAGGUGGGCGGGGCCAAUAAUGGGCAGGCAGGACUGGGAUGGGCGGAGUUACGAGCACUGAGACAGGGCUGAGCUUCUAUCCAUUUCCUGGACACAGGAGGCAGGGCUAAAGAGGGGGCGGGGCCUCUUUCCAAGUGCCUGACAGGGCUGAACCUCUAUACCCCACCCCUGUGUUCUAACAAGCACCUCAGGAGAGGUAUAGAGGCUCAGUCCUAUCUCGGGCUCUUGGGAAGAGGCCCCGCCCCCACCCCAGCCCCGCCCUUUAGUCCCAAAAGGUCUCUCAGGAGAGGUAUAGAGGCUCAGUCCUAUCUCGUGCUCUUGGGAAGAGGCCCCGCCCCCACCCCAGCCCCGCCCUUUAGUCCUAAAAGGUCUCUCAGGAGAGGUAUAGAGGCUCAGUCCUAUCUCGUGCUCUUGGGAAGAGGCCCCGCCCCCACCCCAGCCCCGCCCUUUAGUCCUAAAAGGUCUCUCAGGAGAGGUAUAGAGGCUCAGCCCUGUCUCGGGCUCUUGGGAAGAGGCCCCAACCCCACCCCAGCCCCGCCCUUUAGUCCUAAAAGUUCUCUCAGGAGAGGUAUAGAGGCUCAGCCCUGUCUCGGGCUUUUAAGAAGAGGCCCCGCCCCCACCCCAGCCCCGCCCUUUAGUCCCAAAAGGUCUCUCAGGAGAGGUAUAGAGGCUCAGCCCUGUCUCAGGCACUUGGGAAGAGGCCCCGCCCCCGCCCCAGCCCCACCCUUUAGUCCUAAAAGGCCUUUCAGGAGAGAUAUAGAGGCUCAGCCCUGUCUCGGGCUUUUAAGAAGAAGCCCCACCCCCACCCCAGCCCCACUCCUAACAGACCUCACAGGAGAAAUAUAGAGGCUCAGCCCUAUCUCGUGAUCUUGGGAAGAGGCCCCGCCCCCACCCCAGCCCCGCCCUUUAGUCCCAAAAGGUCUCUCAGGAGAGGUAUAGAGGCUCAGUCCUAUCUCGGGCUCUUGGGAAGAGGCCCCGCCCCCACCCCAGCCCCGCCCUUUAGUCCCAAAAGGUCUCUCAGGAGAGGUAUAGAGGCUCAGCCUUGUCUCAUGCUCUUGGGAAGAGGCCCCGCCCCCGCCCCAGCCCCACCCUUUAGUCCUAAAAGGCCUUUCAGGAGAGAUAUAGAGGCUCAGCCCUGUCUCGGGCUUUUAAGAAGAAGCCCCACCCCCACCCCAGCCCCACUCCUAACAGACCUCACAGGAGAAAUAUAGAGGCUCAGCCCUAUCUCGUGAUCUUGGGAAGAGGCCCCGCCCCCACCCCAGCCCCGCCCUUUAGUCCCAAAAGGUCUCUCAGGAGAGGUAUAGAGGCUCAGUCCUAUCUCGGGCUCUUGGGAAGAGGCCCCGCCCCCACCCCAGCCCCGCCCUUUAGUCCCAAAAGGUCUCUCAGGAGAGGUAUAGAGGCUCAGCCUUGUCUCAUGCUCUUGGGAAGAGGCCCCGCCCCCGCCCCAGCCCCACCCUUUAGUCCUAAAAGGCCUUUCAGGAGAGAUAUAGAGGCUCAGCCCUGUCUCGGGCUUUUAAGAAGAAGCCCCACCCCCACCCCAGCCCCACUCCUAACAGACCUCACAGGAGAAAUAUAGAGGCUCAGCCCUAUCUCGUGAUCUUGGGAAGAGGCCCCGCCCCCACCCCAGCCCCGCCCUUUAGUCCCAAAAGGUCUCUCAGGAGAGGUAUACAGGCUCAGUCCUAUCUCGGGCUCUUGGGAAGAGGCCCCGCCCCCACCCCAGCCCCGCCCUUUAGUCCCAAAAGGUCUCUCAGGAGAGGUAUAGAGGCUCAGCCCUGUCUCAUGCUCUUGGGAAGAGGCCCCGCCCCCGCCCCAGCCCCACCCUUUAGUCCUAAAAGGCCUUUCAGGAGAGAUAUAGAGGCUCAGCCCUGUCUCGGGCUUUUAAGAAGAAGCCCCACCCCCACCCCAGCCCCACUCCUAACAGACCUCACAGGAGAAAUAUAGAGGCUCAGCCCUAUCUCGUGAUCUUGGGAAGAGGCCCCGCCCCCACCCCAGCCCCGCCCUUUAGUCCCAAAAGGUCUCUCAGGAGAAGUAUAGAGGCUCAGCCCUGUCUCAGGCACUUGGGAAGAGGCCCCGCCCCCACCCCAGCCCCACUCCUAACAGACCUCACAGGAGAAAUAUAGAGGCUCAGUCCUAUCUCGGGCUCUUGGGAAGAGGCCCCGCCCCCGCCCCAGCCCCGCCCUUUAGUCCUAAAAGGCCUUUCAGGAGAGAGAUAGAGGCUCAGCCCUGUCUCGGGCUCUUGGGAAUCACUGCUAUACAGGGACGCAUGGCUUUUCCACUCUGCAUCCUCCAUUCUGCUCCUUUCCUUGGGGUUGCAAAGCAGAAAUGCUGGGUGGCUUAUGUUCCAGGUAGGGAUAGUAUUAGAGAAAAUGGGAUGUAAUGCAAGGAAACCUGUUUCUUUGGCUGCUCUCGCUGCAUUCAUUUUACCAGUGCUUUCUUUCUUUCUUAAUAUGUGGUUGGAAUAUAACCUUUAUUUUUAAAAA
This is a messenger RNA of Anolis carolinensis (green anole), 5429 nucleotides long. RefSeq names its product Cdc42 guanine nucleotide exchange factor 9 (gene arhgef9). Lineage: Eukaryota; Metazoa; Chordata; Lepidosauria; Squamata; Anolidae. The transcript has 10 exons. The record is from RefSeq and is a predicted model, not a curated record. Gene Ontology annotation, molecular function: protein binding; guanyl-nucleotide exchange factor activity. The coding region runs from base 434 to 2002 and encodes 522 amino acids.